Molecule: messenger RNA, 4619 nt
Organism: Oreochromis niloticus (Nile tilapia)
Lineage: Eukaryota; Metazoa; Chordata; Actinopteri; Cichliformes; Cichlidae
Gene: xk
Product: X-linked Kx blood group (McLeod syndrome)
Exons: 3
Coding region: 569-2005 (478 amino acids)
Cellular component (GO): membrane
Source: RefSeq, a predicted model, not a curated record
GCAGCUUUGGGACUGUGUGACGUAAAGACAGUUUCCUGUGUCACGUCUGAAUUGUAAGCUCUUCCUUCCUUACAGACUAGUCAUAGCUCAUGGUUGUUAUUUUUGUUUUUGUUGUUUUUAAUUUCAUGUGACAUUAGUAUUUGCGCUUUCUCGUUCCAUGAUGGGAAGUAGGCCUGUGAAAUUAUCCAAAUAAAAUCUAAGGAGCUUGGAAAGAAAUAAAAUGAGUAAACUGGUCAGUUUCUUCUGCUCAAUUGCAGUUGAAACUCUUAGCCUCAUGGCCCUGCAGAUGUUUGCACCACCAUUAUAACAUCAGUCUGCGGGGCGUUAUCAUCUUGUUGACAGGCGCUUCAGUGCGCAAUGGAGAGCGCGGCGCUUCUUGCGCCCCCAGCAGUCUCUCCCCGGGACAACACUUGGCUGUGAAGCCGUCCCGCCUGCCUCACAUAUCGCAGACAAGCUGCUGCUCCUGCGGCGGCGUUCCUCCAACCGACGACUCGGUGGUUUCGUUAUGGACGUGCAGACUCUGAGCGAAGCAGCGCGCCGCAUUCCCCAAAUGGCGGAGUGAGUGAGGAUGCGAUUCCCCAGUUCCAUCUUUGUGUCGGUGUCUCUGUUCACGGCCGAGACCACGGCAGCGCUGUACCUCAGCUCCACGUACCGCUCCGCCGGAGACCAGAUCUGGCAGGGGCUCACGCUCCUCUUCACUCUCGUACCGUCCGUGCUCGUGCAGCUCACCCUCACCUUCAUCCACCGGGACCUGAGCAGAGACAGACCGCUCAUUCUGCUGUUGCACAUCUUGCAGCUCGGUCCCAUCGUCAGGUGUCUGGAGGCCUUCUGCAUCUACGGCAGCGUGGGCCGCGUGGAGGAGCCUUAUGUCAGCAUCACAAGAAAGAAGCAGAUGCCCCGCAGGGGUCAAGCCGAGGAGGUGGAGCGGCAGGUUGGGCAGGCAGAGGGGAAACUGUUUACGCACCGAGCGGCCUUCGCCCGCACCUCUGUCAUUCAGGCCUUCCUGGGAUCAGCCCCCCAGCUCACGCUGCAGCUCUACAUCUGCGUCCUGCAACAAGGGGUGUCCAUCGGAAGAGGCACACUGAUGGUGAUCUCCCUCCUGUCCAUUGUGUAUGGAGCCCUGCGCUGCAACAUAUUGGCCAUCAAGAUCAAAUAUGAUGACUAUGAAGUGGACGUCCGGCCUAUGGCUUAUGUUUGCAUAUUCCUGUGGAGAAGCUUUGAGAUCGCCACUCGCGUGGUGGUUUUGGUCCUGUUCAGUUCGGUGCUCCAGUUUUGGAUCCUGCCGGUGGUUCUGCUGAACUUCCUCGUUUUCUUCCUCUACCCCUGGAUCCUAUUCUGGCAGAGCCACUCCCCUUUCCCUGAGAAUAUAGAAAAAACUCUGACCAGAGUGGGAACCACCAUCGUGCUUUGCAUGCUCACGUUCCUCUACGCCGGCAUCAACAUGUUCUGCUGGUCCGCCGUGCAGGUGAAACUCAGUGACCCAGACCUCAUCAACAAGUCCCAGAACUGGUAUCGCAUGGCCGUCUACUACAUGUUGCGUUUUGUGGAAAAUGCCUCGCUGCUCUUGCUGUGGUACAUCUAUAAAACAGACAUCUACAAGUUCAUCUGUGCCCCGCUGCUGGUGCUGCAGCUCCUGGUAGCCUACGCCAUCGCCAUCUUUUUCAUGCUGGUCUUCUACCAAUUCUGCCACCCAUGUCGGAGGCUCUUCUCCUCCAGCAUGACCCAGGGCCUUUGGGAUUGCUCCUCGCUUCUCUGCCUGAUGUGCAGCUCUGGCUCUCCACAGAACCGACCCAUGGUGAAGGAGGCCCCGACCCCAUCUGCGCAAAAAGAGCCAGCCAGACAGCGGCCCCACGACACAGCCAGCGACAGCACAGACGACAUGCCUAAUGACACGACGUAUGACAUGCUCAAUGACACCACCUUCGACACGCCGAACGAAAUGGACAGCAACAUAGGAGGUGGAAUAAAUGGCGACAUUAGCCACAGUGUACACUGCACCGUUUAACGCAUCAGAAUAGUUCUUACGUGCCAUUAAGAGGACAUUAUCUAACCUUGUGUAACCUUUUUAAGUGCCACAUGGAUCCCUCCUUGAUCUCAUCCAUCCAUCACAAUUCUACAUGAAGCAAAUGUGUCCUUAACGUGAGAACUAUCCUUGCUGUAAACGCGCAGCCUCUCUUAUCAGACUACAUGCCAACAAUUCAUCCUGCAGCCUUUAAAACCAAGAAAAAAACCCACAGGCACCAUCACCUCACUCUCUUCUUUAGGUUCGGAGAUUGUGUCCACGUAUAUGCUGCAUUUACUGAUCACAAGGAGCCAAUGCAUUUGAAGUGAUUGUAUUUAGUGUCUCUUUGGCAUGGAGGCGUGCAUGUGUGGAGCCUCAGACGAGGUGUAACUGGUUACUCUGCAGAGGAGGGGGAGAGCCGGCCCCGUGCUAGUUUUUAUGGCCGCAAUUAUGCUUUUGUACUCCUUAAUAAGAGCUUUAAGAUUAAUACGCGCUGCUUUCGUGACGUGCUCGUGUUUGAUGAUGAGAUGUUAAUCGCCACACAUUGUAAAAGAGCCUGUUUCAUCGCCAGACAUGUUACUGUAAAGCACGGACAUUCCCAAUGUCUUUUGCACGUUUACACAAAAAAAAAGGACUUUGGUGGUUUGGUUCAUUUGUUGAGCAGCAGCAGCUGUAGUGAUCUGCUUUGUUUGGAUGUGUUUGCAUUUUUCUUUUCUUAUUUAUGCUUAUUAUGUCUGUCAACUCUGUUUCUGUCUGUCUGUCUCUUUAGUUGGAAAAUUUACACUGAGUGCAGACAAAACAUUUACUGUAUCUAACUGAAAAAGAGUCUGUGUUUGGAAAUGUUAAAAGUAUUUAUUCUUAUUUCAACCUUUAAUGUACUAAGAAAGCGAGAGAAAGAGAAAGAAUGUGAUUAUGGUUGUUUUUGCACUUACUACUUUUUGCGACGUGUCUGCAGAGAGAUGAUGACCUCGGGAAUCACAUGAAUGCUUCUUAUGUUUGUACAAAUAAGAAAAGCACUGUUUAAGCCAAAAAAAAAACCAACAACUUAAUAUACACAUCAAACAUAUAGAGACACAAAAGGAGGCACUGAAAAUAUGAAGUCGUACUUUAAAAAAAAGAAAUUAAAUUUAUAUUUAUAUGUGAAUAUUGUCUUGCAUUAUUUUGAUCUUGUCACACAAUAUGAAUCUGUGCUGACCUCUAGUGGCUGAUCGGUGAAACUGCCUGUUUUGACAAUUCCCCGGUUGCAGAUGACUAAUGAAUUUUGCUCCAUCCUGACUUACUGAAGUGACCUGGGAGGGAUCUGUGUGGCUAGUGGGAUGCUCCAAAUGCAAAUUAAAGGCGCCCAGUGUUUACUUAAUUAUCUACUUUAGCAAAGGUGCAUUGGCACACCCUUUAUAAAAGACUGCUUUUCAGUGGGGUGGAGGUGGACAGAGAAAACCAGGAUAUUUAAUCAGAAAUAAAAAGAAAUUUGACAUUUAAAUGUUGGGAAUGAUUUGUGUUUCAGUUAAAAGGUGUGUGGCAGCAUUGUGCACCAGCUGAAAACGAGACAGGGAGGACUGGCUAACACCAACAUGCAAAGAAUUACAGUAAUCCCAUGGUAAAGGUAUGGAUUACUGUUUUAAAAUUAGAUUUUAACAAUGGUUUGUUUUUUUUUUAAAUCUUCACCAACUGUCUCACCUGAAAGAAGCUGGAUUUCACCACUGCACUGAUCUGACCGUCCGGUCUAAAGUCGCUGUCCAUCCUAAAACAAAAGUUUGUGACAGUAGGCUAUCCAUACUGUGCCACCGGUGACAUCAGAAACAAAAACAAUCACCUCUUAAAAUUUAAGACUUAGACUUAAGAUUUAGAGCCAUCCAAGCUUUUAGUUUCUCAAGACAUUCAAUUCAAAUUUGAAUGAAACAGUCAUCCUUCCCAAAAGCAGAGGCCCAAGUAUUGAGCCCUGUGGAACCCCACAUGACUAAUAUGAAAAUUUCUCUGAGCCAGGUACACUGAAUCACUCCAGAGCAGUGCCAGAAAUGCCUACACAAUGCUCCAAGUGGCAUAAAAAAAAUAUUAUGCUACACUGAGCGCAAAUUUGGUCCUAAAAAGAGACCAGAAACUAGACUGAAAAACCAAGGACAGUAAUAUAUUAAGUUUCACUCCAACACUGGUUAAAUCUAUCCUCUCAUCCAAAGGUGUUGGCCUUCAGCCUCUUUAUCAGUGCUCACUCAAACACACUGUGGAACACCUUUAAAGACUUUAUUGGACAAAAUUCAACAAAAACAAUCUUGAACUCAACAGUAAUACAGAAGAUCUAAAGGUUUUCUACAGAUUAAAAAAGAAAGAAAAUCCUGGUUACAGUGACUGACCAUUAAAUGCAUCACAGGAAAACACACUGUCCUGUCUAAACAUUUCAAUAACUUAUUAAAAUAUCAAUGUAGACUAGUAGAAAUACAGUAUACUGUAGUGAUUACUUACUUAGAGCUUCUCUAACAUACAAAAACUUCUUGUAGUCGUAGUUCAGUUUUAUUAAGGGAAGAUAGUGAAGGAGACAAAGUUGCAAACAUGCUAACAUUUUCUAAUUAGCAGCACAAAGCACAGUUGAGACUGAAGGAAUGUCAUCAAUUAAUAUUAAAAA